This is a messenger RNA of Colossoma macropomum (tambaqui), 2663 nucleotides long. RefSeq names its product calcium channel, voltage-dependent, gamma subunit 7a (gene cacng7a). Gene Ontology annotation, molecular function: channel regulator activity; voltage-gated calcium channel activity. The record is from RefSeq and is a predicted model, not a curated record. NCBI's taxonomy places the organism in Eukaryota, Metazoa, Chordata, Actinopteri, Characiformes, Serrasalmidae. The transcript is spliced from 6 exons. The coding region runs from base 196 to 1269 and encodes 357 amino acids. Gene Ontology annotation, cellular component: AMPA glutamate receptor complex; postsynaptic density membrane. Gene Ontology annotation, biological process: calcium ion transport; postsynaptic neurotransmitter receptor diffusion trapping; transmission of nerve impulse.
UGUGUGUGUCCGGCUGUGUGAGUGUGUGUAUCCAGGCUUUGUGCUUGGAGUUGUGGAGUCGGAGUUGAGGCGGAGCGGCGGAAGGUGGAUCAUGUUGACUCAGUGCGUGUGUGGCCGUUUCAGAGAGUGUUAGAGAGCGUAGUGUGUGUGUGAGCGGAGUCACAGCGGAGAACAGGCUGAGUUUAAAACAGCACGAUGGUAACGGAGAAUGACGCCAAUAUGACGGCGGGAAAUGCUUUAAAGAUGAGCUCAUUCAGCACACGGGCCCUGACGCUCCUCUCCUCCGUGUUUGGGGCAUGUGGGCUGCUCCUGGUGGGUGUCGCCGUGUCGACAGACUACUGGCUGCUGAUGGAGGAAGGCAUUGUUCUGCAGCAGAACCAGACCACAGAGGUGAAGAUGGCACUGCACUCCGGCCUCUGGAGGGUCUGCUUUGUGGCUGGACCAGAAAAGGGGAGAUGUGUGGCGUCAGAAUAUUUCACUGAGCCAGAAAUCGAGAUCACGACAGAGAACACAGCAAAUAUACUGAAAAUGGUGAGGACGGCAACCCCCUUCCCCAUGGUCUCCCUCCUUUUCGUCUUCACAGCCUUUGUCAUCAGCAACAUCGGCCACAUCCGGCCACAGCGCACCAUUCUAGCCUUCGUCUCUGGAAUAUUCUUCAUUCUGUCAGGUUUGAGUCUGGUGGUGGGUCUGGUACUGUACAUUUCCAGUAUAAACGAUGAGGUGAUGAACAGGCCGAGGGAGCCGGAGCAGUUUUUCCACUACCACUAUGGCUGGUCCUUUGCCUUUGCCGCCAGCUCUUUCCUGCUCAAAGAGGGUGCCGGCGUGAUGUCAGUCUACCUCUUCAUGAAGCGUUAUGCUGAGGAAGAGAUGUACCGGCCCCACCCGGCUCUCUAUCGUCCCCGCCUGUCCGAGUGCAGCGACUACAGCGGCCAGUACCUGCACCCUGAGUCUUGGCCCCCUCCUCAGCGCGGCCGUAGCGCGUCUGAGGUGUCCAGUGACAUCUCCAUCCAGCUCAACCAGACCUCCCCGCCGUCAGGGCCCAAGAGCGGCCUGACCUCCAAUCCCCCGUCCUCAUCAGGCCCGUCCUCCGCGGCCAGCUACCACCUCCAGCCCGCAAGCUCCUCCUCUUCUUCUUCCUACCCACACACCCUUCACUCCUCGCACUCCGGAGGCCCCGCCCCCCAGUCCCUCCCGAUGGCCACGCCCCCAUCCGCCGUGCCGCCUCCACACUACCACACACACAUGAGGAUGAGUGCUUCGCCCUGCUAGAUGGAGAGAAGCCAGCACACAUACACACACAUUGAUGCACACAUACAGUACACAGCAGAGGAGGUGGGAGGUCAGGGAAAGGGCGAAGGGAGGGCUUUACUCAAGGCUCAAGGGAAUGAAAAAAACAUGGGCGAGAAAGGGGAGGGGGUGAAAUAAGCUAAAGGAGAAAGAGAGGAAGGUUAGGCCAAAAAAAGAUGUGAGAGAUAGCAGGAAGUGGGGGGAGGGGGGGGUUCAUUUUUAACUUUGUGCCUGAGAUUGACUGCAACUGACAUUUCAACACAUUAUCUGAACUAGACAAAGUGACAGGGGGAAUGAGCCAAGGUUAGAGUGACUGUAACAUUGCAGGGGGAGAGAAAAAGAAAAGAGGCGAAGCAAUCAAAACAUUCAAAACAAAUGAAAUAAUAAUUGAAUAAUAAUCGAUAACCUUAUGAAUUGUUGUACCUUUUAGCAACAAUUUUCUCUCCUCCCUGACAUCUUGAGAAAAUAGACUUCUUUCCCAUCCUCGUCAUUAUUAUUUGUAUUACCUAUUUCUUGUUUGUACUGAAAGCAAGGGGAUAUAUGAAUGUAGCCACGACAAAAACAGCACUGACAAACAAAAUCCCACUGACAAGGCCUAUUUAACCACAACUGCUAAAAACUGUAUAUAAUGUAUCAUAGCAGACCCAUUCCAGAGGGGGGCAGCCAUUUAAAUGACAUAUCCAGGUCUCCAGAUCUCUGCCACUGUUUUAUUCUUUGUGCCUUGGCACACUGAGUCCACCAGUGAGCUCCUGGUCUCUCUUUUAUCUCUAAUUUGCAACAGAUCGAGUGUUCAGAAGAGCUGGCUGGUAAUUGCCCCAUUCAGAUUCAUUACGCUCAGCUCCUUGGUGUUGCUGCGUUCAGUAUGCUUGGUGUUUUCUUGUGCUGUCACCUUCAUAUGCAAAGGCGCCCAGGAUGCGUCUCAAAAUGUUUACUUUUAUCUGUAGCAGGGGCUGCCCUUUCAGUUGGGACUGAGUUUACACGUUCAUGUGCAGCAUUUAAUGAUGCAAUGAAUUCUGCUGUUCCGCUAUUAAUAUCGGUCUAUUCUUACUAUUCUUGCUAUUACUUAUAGUGCUAUUCUACUACCACUAGUAUUAUUAAAUCUUAUCUAUUGUGUCAUAUUAUUAUGUAAGUAAUACAGUAUGGGAUUUGUGGACAAUAAGCAUGAUAGACUGAGGGAAAAACAUUUAGUGGACUGAAUGAGUUUUUAGACUGAGCAUCAUGGAUGGAAAUUCCAACAGAAUUUUCACAGCACAAUGCAAUUGCAAUGCAAAGUUGCCCCCCUUUAUAGCUCCUCUACUGUGGUGCACAGGGAGAAAUGAUUAUAUACGGCUCUAUGAUUGCCCCCUGGUGGCCAAUAAAUGUUUACUACAACAAAA